This is a messenger RNA of Cantharellus anzutake, 527 nucleotides long. Its product is annotated as transcription factor S-II-domain-containing protein. Gene Ontology annotation, cellular component: nucleus. The transcript is spliced from 7 exons. The record is from RefSeq and is a predicted model, not a curated record. Gene Ontology annotation, biological process: transcription elongation by RNA polymerase I; regulation of mRNA 3'-end processing; DNA-templated transcription. Lineage: Eukaryota; Fungi; Basidiomycota; Agaricomycetes; Cantharellales; Hydnaceae. Gene Ontology annotation, molecular function: zinc ion binding; RNA polymerase II transcription regulatory region sequence-specific DNA binding. The coding region runs from base 107 to 442 and encodes 111 amino acids.
UAAUGAUUCACGAUACCCUUCGGAGCAACUGCUUAAAAAGGCACAGGCCGUGGAAGGUGAAGUGUACAGAGAGUUCCGCGCAGUAAAUGCUGCGUAUAGGAACAAGAUGAGAAGAUUGUUCCUCAACUUGAAGGACAAGAACAACCCGCAGCUACGGGAAUUCAUUGUUUCGGGAGACUUGCCUAUUCCCAAGUUCUGCACGAUGAGUGUCCAGGAAAUGGCUUCAGAAGAGCGCAAGGAAGCCGAUGCGCAAUUGAUGGAGGAUAAUUUGUUCAAGUCUUUGGGAGCCGGUGAGCAAGAGGCUGAAACUGAUGCAUUCCAAUGUGGUCGCUGCAAAGAGCGUAAAACCCGAUAUCGUCAAGCCCAGACCAGAAGUGCGGAUGAACCGAUGACGACAUUCGUAACAUGCGUGAACUGUGGUAACCGAUGGAAAUUCUCUUGAAUUUAACUCCAAACCACUUCUCAGACCCAGCUCUGCACACUUCUCUGCUUCUCUGUCCUUAUUGUUUCCCCCAUCCCGGUGCCCC